AUACCAGGUCCUCAUUAAAGCCUGGCUCUGUUGAGCUGCUUGCCUCCUUUAUGCAAGAUAUCCAGAACAUUGGACAUGCCAACUCAGAAAUUGUGAGGAACUGUGAGGUAUUUGAUAUUAAGUUUAUUUUUAAAAAGUGGUAUUAAUGUAUUUGCUUUGCAUUUUGGAAGACUAAUCUAAUGAUACAAUUCAGCAGCAAGAUCUGUGUUUAUUCUUAAUUAUGGGACAGAUCCCUUUAUAAUAAAUGAACUAAAUAAAUCGGAUCCUUUUAUAAUAAAUGAACUAAAUAAAUUGGAUUUUACUACAAUUUUAUCUUAGUGUUUUACAAUAAUUUGUUUUUAUAGCUUGGUGUUUUAUAAUAUAAUGAUAUUAUAAUAAUAAUAUUUAUAUUAUAAUAUAGAUCUGAACAUUUUUUCCCAAAGUUACAAUAAGUUAGCAGGUUUUUGAACUGAAAAAUUUAAACCAUUAAAACUGUAUCACAUCAAACUGGUCUGAAAGGAUGCUAGAAAUUAGAAGUGGUUUUUUUUUCUGAAAAUGGUUCUGUUUUGCUUGACUUAUUUAUAUAAUCCAUUUGUAAACAUGUGUAGGGGAUUAGUUUGUUUCCAGAUUUAAACCAAUGCAAAAAUAAUUAUGUGGUUUCAAUGAACUGAUUCUCCCAGAUACUUUUUGGAACAUUUUCUGUUCUUUUGUAUUUUAAAUUUUAUCAUUAUUUUUAGCUAUCUUAAGGAGCAAACACUUAUCAUAAGGUCUUGCACACCAUGGGCUUGCUCUUGCAGAGUUUUGAGCUUCCUGGCUGGGAUCCAUCCAAGUGUGUGUUGACAGAUGCUUAAUUUGGGUUCUCUUUAACACCUCCAGGAACAGAAUAUUGAUGUCUGUGUCCCGUGUCCUGUGCUUCAAGCACCAGGCUCCAUAAACAUUAGCAUAAAAUAAUUUUUAAACAUCAGAUUUUGCCAUGUUUCAAGAAUGCUGUAUAUUUGAUUAUUUAAAAAAUGAUCUUUUUGUUUUCAUUACAUAAUUACGCAUUAUGGCGUUUAGGUGGAUUGCUGAGGGGAGGAGUUGCUUACUGAAGUGGAUGGACAGAAGGGUGUUUAAUUCUCAAUUUUAGAAUUGCCUAUAAUUAAUGAAACUGGAAUCAACCUUUCCAGAAUUUGACUUUUCUUUGCUGGCAGCUGUUCCUACUUUUAGUUCCCAUUGAUUGGCAUGGUGGGGGCUGAAUGUACUGUGGGGUGGGCAACCACAGUGCUGUUACUCAACUUUGUAUUAUGCCAACACCCAAGGAUAGGAUUGCAAAGCUAUUUGUAGCCAGAGAAAAAGGUAAGAGGUGCAAUAUUUCUGUGCUUUAAUUAUUUCACUUUGUGAUUUAAUAGACAAGGUGGCUACAGCUACUGAGACUGGUAGAAAAACAAUGCCAGGAACAAAUAAAUGCCCAGCAAGAGCAGUUCCACCAUCAAAUCCAAGUAAGUAAUGACUGUUCAUGGAGCUAGAUAAGGCUGAAUGAUUUUUUUCUUCCUCCAAAACAAUGCAGGGAGGCAGUUAAUGGAAGUGGAUGACUGGAGUGCUGUUUAAAGGAUGCAUUUUUGAAACAGCCUUGGCUAAUUAAUAAAGUAACUGUUAGGAACCAUUUCAGGAGUGAUUUGUGGAUUAUUUGUUUUCAGCUAUUUUGUUUUGGUUCAGAAUGCUCACAUGAUAGUGGGAUUUUGUAGGUACAAGGUUUUUAUUAACUGUUAGACUGUGUAAUUUCUAAUUUUGAGACAAUAUAGCUUUCUUUUUGUUAAAAUAAUGUUAUACAACUUAUCAUCCCCUCAUCCAGCCCAGGAAAACCAUCACUGUAAUAACUGAAGACCUAUUUCACCUUCAGUUGAAUAGUUUCCUUUCUAAGAAUUAAAAAUAACCCAUGUGAAGGUUCAUAUUUUUGUUGAACCCCAUUUAUCCAUUAGAACAGAAGCAAUGUUUAUGUAUCUAUAACCGACAGUAAUACUAUAAAUAUAUAAUGCUUAAUAUCUUCAUCAUUUUGGUUGCUGUUUUUCCCUUCCCUUUCCUGAUGCCCUCCACACUAGUAGUAAUCAGCAGUUCCUGAACUGAAUUACCAAGAGCUGAUUCAGGAUGAGAUAAAGCAGCUGGUGAGGUCGCAGAGCAGCGCCUGGGCCAGGAGCCGGGCUGUGCCCUCCCAGCUGCCCAGCACCUUCCCCUCCCUGCCGAGCCCCAUGGGGAUGUGCUCGGGGGCGUCUGAGGAGCAGGAGAGCCUCGUGGUCCAGCUGAGAUCCAGCGAAGGGGACGGCCCGGCCGAGGCCUCGGAGGUGCAGCAGGAAUGUGCGGGCAGCGAGGCCUCCAUGAACAGCGGCUACGGUUCCCUCUCCACCUCGGAGCUCAGCCCUGCCCAGCCCGGCCCCAGCGCGGGCGCAGGGCUGCACGCUGAUGCAGGCAGCCUUCAGAAUAAAAGAGAACUUUCAGCAAAGGAGCCUGAGGAAAAUCGUUCAUUGGGAAGGAGUGAUAUUUUAGUUUUUCCCACUGGGUUGGAGCAUAAAGCUGAUAAAGAUCAUCAGCAUGGGAAAAAGCCCAGUAAAUCUUUAACAUCAUGGGCACAAAAGUUGAAACAAAGCCAACCAAAAAGAGUAACUGCAGAUGAAGUAUGUGUGAACUCUAUGCAAGAAAAUGAGAGCGUGAAGAGAUUACCACUUGAGAAUACAAACCUUACUGAUGCUGCUUUGCCACCAUACACUUUUUACCUCAAUCAACCCAAGGAAAGUCCAAAUUCUGUAGCAUCAGAAGCUUCAGGACUUUCAUACUGGAAGUUGGAUGAAAAGGAGAUGUAUAACACUUUACCAGAGAAUUUCAGAAGUGAGUUGCCUGAUGUCUUCUCCACAAAAGUAUCACCAGUUCAGUUGUCUUCUGCUGAUGAAAGGAAGUUGUCAUCACUGAAGGAUAUUUAUCAUAAAAGACAAAGGGAAAACAAGCAGAUGCCAGACCAGAGUUUUAUGCCUUCUUCCCAGCCAAGUCACCCACCAGAGAUCUUGACCUUGGACCCAACCCUGCAUAUGAAGCCAGGCCAGCAGAACCAGGGACUCUGUUUUUCCAGGACUCCUGCAGACUCUGCUCCCUUUUCUCCAGACUCUAUGGCAGAGCCCGGAUUUCCAAGUCAUUGUGACACUGACUCUUUUUCACAGACAAGUCAUUCAUCUCAGUUAGAUGAUUCUCCAACACACCCUGCCAGCAGCAGAGCUGUGCACUUGGACCUGUGGAGAAAUCACCCAUUCCAGAGUGAAAACAAGGCCAGCUCUUCCUUCCCAGUAGCAUACAUGGAUGCUGACAAUGAUAAUUCUGUCAACACUGAGGAGGAAGAAACACUGACUCUAACUCCAUCUUCUGUUACUCAGUGUGCUGACAGUGGUUUGCCAGAUUACAGCCUUUCAGUGACAUCCCUUGAAGAUCCUGUGGUAAUGUCAAAAAUUAGGCAGAACCUGAAGGAAAAACAUGCUCGACACAUCGCUGACCUACGAGCUUACUAUGACUCUGAGAUCCAGAGCUUGAAACAGCAGCUGGAGUCAAGCCACAGAACUGCUGCAUCUGAGGAGCUGAAGAAGAUCAAUCAAAGCCUUGCUGACAGGUGUAACCAGUUAGAUUCAGCUCUGAAUGAAGCAAGUGCUCACAUAAAAGCCCUUGAAAAUAGGAAUAAUCUGCUAGAAAAGCAAGUGGCAGAUUGGAGGGAACGUUUCUACACCAUCAGUGACAAUUCCAAAGCCCUGCAGGAGCGGCUGGAGGAAAUGCGCGUGACCCACAAGGAGAAGGACAACACCAUCAGCCGCCUGAAAUACAGGCUCAGGGAGCUGGAGGAGGCUUUUGAGAAGGCUUACAAGUUCUCUGACAAUACAAACACAAGGCUCCAGGAAGAAAACAAAAUGUUUCAAAAUCUUUUAGGAGAAUACGAAUCCCUUGGAAAAGAACAUGAAAGAGUAAAGGAUACGUUAAAUACAACUGAAAACAAAUUGCUUGAUGCAAACACAGAGAUUUCUGAUUUGAAAAGGACAAUUUUAAAACUUGAAGCUCAGCUCAAGCAGGUGGAACAUGAAAAUGCACUGAAACUUCGCCAUAUAAGUGAAAAUCGUUUAAAAACCUCUUGUGCCAACAACUUGGGAACUCCUGAUGUCAGCAGGCGAAAGUGGUUGAUACCAGGAGCUGAAUAUUCCAUUUUCACUGGGCAGCCUUUGGAGGGCCAGGAAAGCCCCAAAGACAACAGGCUGGAAGAAGCCUAUAUUCCUUCUAGGCACCAUUCUCCUCCUGAAAAAGACUCCUCACAGGAAGACUCUUCAACAAACACAAUUGAAAAGAAAGAAAAUGAGAUGUCAGAAGCACCAAUUAUAAAAGCCUUUAAAGAACUUGAAGAAGGAAAAAUUCUUAAAGAUUGGGGUACACAGACAGAAAAAGAAGAUGCACCAGCUAAACCAUCAACUCGACGUCAGACUGUGGGGUUUGUUGAAACCUCUUUGGCUGCAAACCGAUCUCCAGAGAAAGGGAGAGACCAGCACAGACCCAAACGGUUCAGCUCCCCCUGUGGCCAGAGGUCAUCAUCCCUUCCUCCUGCAAACAGGAAAUCCAACACUCCCACAAGGAGAGAGAUAAUGUUGGCACCAAUGUCUGUGACAUACAGCCCAAAACGAUCUCCAAAGGAAAACCUCUCUCCUGGAUUUAGCCAUUUGCUCAGCAGAAAUGAAAACACAGUGACAAGAUUUGAUAUACUUCUAGAUGACCUGGAAACUGGUGCUACUUCUACUUUACAGCACAAUAAUCCAAGGAAAAGGCUCCAGUUUCACUCACUAGAUGAUAUAGAAGGAAGGAAGCAUCCAGGUGUCAGACACAGCUCCUGUACUGAAUCUGUCAGCAAUGGAAUGAAGAAAGCAGCAGCUUGGGAGGAGAGCAGCCAGAGACACGAGGCAGUGCAAUCACCUUGUGAGGAAGACUUCAAGUACUCAGCAAGGAUUACAACUCUGGCUGAAACAGAGAGGCUUUUUGAUGAGCUGACUCAUGAAAAGCAACAGAUUGAGGCUGCACUGAGCCGAAUCCCUUGUUCUGGUGGAAGAAUGACCUUGCAAGCAAGACUAAAUCAGGAAGCCCUGGAAGAUCGUUUGGAAAGAAUUAACAGAGAUUUGGGGUUAAUACGAAUGACUCUGAAAAGAUUUCAUAUUUUAAGAACCUCUGCAAAUCUUUGACAGUUCUCUCUUGACUGCAAAUAUACUUCUUUUUUUUUGCACUAAUAUAUAAUGAUGCACUCAGUAAAUGCAAAUUGUUUUGUAUUUUUAUAAACCCUGAAAAGUAGUUUUGCAACCAUGUUACCCUUUACAAACAGCAAUAUUUUGUACUUCAAACAGCCACCUCUAUUUUAAAUGUAUUUUGUUACACCUGAGAAAUCAAUGUUUAUCCUGUAUUGUAAUAUUUUUAGAAAUAUCGAUUAUUUUUAAAUAGUGAUAUUCAAUUUAUAAUAAGAAACUAAAAGGCAGCUUGUUUUCAGAAAAAAUGGUAGUGUUACCCUUUUGCACUUGGUUUUCCUCCACCAUUUUAUAAAUAUUUAUGGUGUGAUGUAAAUAUUAGCCAAGAGGAGAUUUUGGACUUUAAUACAAAAAGCAACAUGAGUUACCUGUGUUAAAGACAACCACUGUUCUGUGGCAAAUCCUUUUAAUUUAAACCUUUCACAUGGAUGUUUCUCGUUGGCACAGAACUGUGAGCAACACUUGCACUUUGGCUGGCUGGGGCAGGAAAAUCCUUCUCGGAUGGAUCUGAUGCCUCCCAGCAGUCACAGUGAGGGGUGUUUUGAUACUGUGAAUACCAGGAUUCACCUGGCAGCAGCCUCCUGCCUCCCAGUGAACAGCUCAACUCCAGCUGACACUCCAGGACUGGAACUCCUCACGUGAAGUUGCUGGUUCCCUGUGCCAGGCUAGGUUUUGUGCCAGUGUUCUGUUCCUGUACAUUUCAUGUAUUUGUGAACAUAAAUUUUUCUUGGUGGAAAAAUACAUACUUGCCAGUUGACAUAUUGUUGCAUUACUGUCCAACGUUGAUAUUUUGGUUUGUAUUUUAAUAUUAAAUAAAUGUUUAAUUAGA
This is a messenger RNA of Lonchura striata (white-rumped munia), 6090 nucleotides long. The record is from RefSeq and is a predicted model, not a curated record. NCBI's taxonomy places the organism in Eukaryota, Metazoa, Chordata, Aves, Passeriformes, Estrildidae.